Messenger RNA from Symbiodinium natans, 1953 nucleotides. The record is from the annotation of a GenBank genome assembly. Lineage: Eukaryota; Dinophyceae; Suessiales; Symbiodiniaceae.
AUGUGGCGGCUGUUGCCGAUAGUUGCUGCCGCGUCUGCAGCAGGUGCAGAUCACCGGUCUGUGACCGGCCAGCAUGGCAUGGUUGCCACAUCACAUCCCGAGGCCAGUGCAGCCGCGGCACGCAUCCUGGAAAGGGGAGGCAACGCCAUAGAUGCAGCCCUUGCAGUGCACUUUGUGCUUGCAGUAGUGGAACCCCAGCAUGUGUCCAUUGGCGGGGGUGGCGUCAUGCUCUACAAGCCUUUGGAUGGGGAAGCUGUCCAUGUGGACUUCAGAGAAGAGGCACCAGCUUUGUACCACCCAAAAACCUUUUGCAGGAAUGCCACUUGCAUUCUUGACCCACACUGUGAGUGCAAUGGCACUUGGCCAAGCACCGAGCGUUGCACAGGAGGCCACGCCACUGGCACACCUGGGUUCCCAGCACUCUUGGCGCUCGCGGUGCGCGAUCAGCUCACAUCGCUGCCGCUCUCAGAGCUCGUGAUCCCAGCGAUAGAACUGGCUCGAAAUGGCUGGAGUAUGGACGACGGACUCUACAAGAGCAUCCAGCAAUAUGCCCCGCAGUUGGCCCGAGACCCUGCCUCUCGAGCGCUCUUCUUAGAUGCUAGUGGUACCAAGCCCAGAGCCGAGCCUGGUGAGCUGUUGAGCAACCCGGAGCUCGCUGAUACCCUGGAGUUGCUGGUAGCUGCGCCCGACGACUUCUACACGGGCACGCUUGGCAUGGAGUUUGUGAAGGCAGCACAAGGCGGCGUCAACAAUGUGACCGGCAAGUAUGGCUUGCUGUCAGCGGAGGACAUGCACAGCUAUCGCGCUGUGUAUCGUGAGCCGGUGAAGUAUGAGCACACCACUGCUUCGGGUCAUACAUACCUCAUCACAGGUUCAGCACCACCCUUUAGCGGCGGAGUGGCGCAAGCUCAGAUCUUCAACUACCUGGAGCAGGUGCAAGGGGCAGAAGCCACAAGUGCUCGUGACCUGGGCUUCUUCAUGGAUGCGCAGAACGUAGCGUUUGCCGAUCGCAACCAGUACGUGGCCGACCCCGACUUUGUGGACGUUGACGUGAAGACCCUGACGUCGAAGAGCUAUGCGGCCCAGCGUGCGGAGGAGCUUCUGGGCAGUGCUGGUAACUCGCAGCAGGCACUCCGCAGCAACGAGGUGAGAGCGUUGACCGUGCCCGUGACCCCAGGCGUGCUGAGCUCCAAACGCGGCGCGUCUUCGGCGGAGGACCAUGGCACCUCCCACAUGACCAUCAUCGACUCUGAGGGCAACAUUGUGGCCAUGACCACGACGGUGAACAUGAUCAUGGGCUCGCGGGUCACCGUGCCGGGGCGAGGUUAUUUGCUCAACGACGAGAUGUGCGACUUCGACUCCCUUGGCUUUGAUUCUGCAGGACAGAUGACAGUGAAUGCAGCCGAGGGGGGCAAGCGCCCACGGCGCACAGCUCUUGGCUCUGACAGCAGCUCCUUGGGCGGCAAGAGGCCGCGGUCCUCAAUGAGUCCGACCCUGGUGGUGCCCAAGGAUCCAGGCCACGCUGCCUUUGCUGUGCUUGGCUUAGGGGCGCCUGGGGGCUCCGACAUCAUCGGUGGAGUAGCCAAUGUCCUCCGGUACACUUUGACUGCACCCACCGUCGACGAUGUCCGAGAGCUGCAGCAGCACACCAACACACCCCGUGCCAUCGGCAAGAAUGAGCAGCGGAUGGGUAACGCGGUUGUGGAGCUGGCGCUCUUCGAGGACAAGGAAAAGGUCGCCUCCCUGCAGUCUUGGGGCUACAACCUUACGCAUACGCCGUACUCGCCACCCUACUACGUGGGAGAGACGUACUCUCGGGUGCAAUCAGCGAUGAUGUGGCGGGCUGACUCGUCUUCCCCUUGGGAGUUUGUGGGAGCAGCAGACACCAUGCGCUUGCCUAGUUGUACAGCCCAGGCUCCGCACGGCCCCAGUGACUCUGUUCUGCUCCCCUAG